Brenthis ino (lesser marbled fritillary) is the source of this 2283-nucleotide messenger RNA. The record is from the annotation of a GenBank genome assembly. NCBI's taxonomy places the organism in Eukaryota, Metazoa, Arthropoda, Insecta, Lepidoptera, Nymphalidae.
AUGGCUUAUUUUAGAGAAGAUUGUUUUAACUUUGAGAGAAAAUAUUUUGUGUACGCUUUAGGAGUUUCUGUAUCGUUUUUUGUUAUCACGUACUGUAAUCUGUUGGUACCGUUCCUGGUAGUUUACUAUGCGUGCCUCCGCGCCGAGGGUCCGCCCGCGCCGCCCGCGCGCGCCGCCCGGCGCUCGCCGCGCCGCCUGCCGCCCGACCGCCCCGACGACGCGCCGCACAUCGCGCCGCUGCCCCUGCCACUGGCGUUGCCCCCUGAACAUUUGGAUAUUAAACGGGCGGUGUCGGAAGUGUCAGUUGGUGGGGGUGUCGAGGCGCUCCGGCGACGCAACUCGGACCCCGCGCCGGACCCGCGCGCGCCCGCGCCCGACUACAUCGGCCAUACUGGGAACGGGUUGUUCGGGAUCGCAGGACACAGGUUUCGCAAAGGUACGAGAUUCGCAAAAGGCGACAAAUGCGUGUACUGCCACCAAGCCAUCGACGCGUUCGUCACGCAGGGCCAGCGGUGUAUCGACUGCAAACAGCUUUACCAUACAAAAUGUAUACAGAAUAAGGGCGUGAUCACGAUGCCCUGUCCCAGCCCCGUCACCAUCGCGGCGAGAGGGAGACAUAAAAACAGAAAACGUAUAAUGCUAAACAAGGAUUCCCCAUACAGUCUCACUACAGAUCAUUCCAAAGGACCUGUUAGUUCUAAUUUCAGUUUGACAGGAACGUCCGAGUUUAUGGACAGGACGGACAAAAUCAUAUCAGACGCCACUGAGCUACAAGCGAUGCAGAACUUCAUCACGAAAAAGAUUUAUCUCAUGGAGUCUUCGGAGAAUUCAAAACAAUCGGAAGUGGACAGGGUAUUCAAACAUGCACUAAAAGAGUUCAAAGACAACCUCGUAGCGACGUACAGUGUAGUGGAGACCCGCGGCUCAGCCCUCAAGUACAAGGACCUUAUAGGCAACUUCCUUCACGUGAUGGAGACGGUAUGUGCGCGAGAAGGCUCGACCCUUUCCAUUACGAUGGGGGUUAAUGCCUUCAGAGGGUUCAUGGACGAGUUCAUGAGUCAGCAUGAAACUGAUAAAGCCAGGACGAAACGAAAAAAAGAUAAGAAGAGAAAAGUGGACGACCCGAUCCAGUACAAAGGGCACACGUUCAUACUGUCCAUGAUCAAUAUACCCACCGAGUGCGAGAUAUGCAAGACCUUCUUCAUGUGGCCCAUAGAGCGCUCGCUCAUAUGCCAGACAUGCAAGCUCGCCUCGCACAAGAAGUGCUACAUGAAGGUAUCGACGCAAUGCCGAGCGGAGUCGGGUGCGCCGUCGGCCGCCAUAGUGGGCGCGGUGGACGCGGGCGGCCGCGAGCAGUUUGGCGUGCUCAAGCGGGGCAAGGUGUUCGGUGUUCCAAUAAGUGAGCUGCCCACUGGAGAGGGUAACAUACCUUUUGUGGUGGACAGGCUCAUUACUACUAUAGAAAUGACUGGGUUGUACGUUGAAGGGUUAUACAGGAAGAGUGGACUUAGUUCUAAGGUGCGCGAGCUGCGGCGGCUGCUGGACGAGCGGCCCGACGAGGGCAUCGACCGCCUGGACACGUACGCGGUGCACGUGCGCGCCUCCGUGCUCAAGAUGUUCUUCCGCGAGCUGCCCGAGCCGCUGCUCACCUUCGACCUGUACGACGACUUCAUACUCGCCGCUGAGAUUACUGACCCCCAGGAACGAGUAUCUAGUAUUUUCACAAUUUUGAAAAAAUUACCUAAACCGAAUUAUGAUUUGGUGGAAAGACUGAUAUUUCAUCUGGCAAGAGUAGCGUUAGGAGAAAAUCAUAACAGAAUGGGCCCGAACGCGCUCGCGAUAGUGUUCGCGCCGUGCAUCCUGCGCACGCACAAGGUGCAGCCGGCGCAGGACUCGCUGCACGACAUCGCGCGCCAGACCGCCUGCCUCGAGGCCAUACUUAUGGAUAAGAUGAGCAACACGCGCGGCACGCUGGCCGACAUCGCGACGCUGGAGCGCGCGUCCGAGACCGCGUCCAAGCGCCUGUCCAACAUCCGCGCGCGCGCGCUCGCGCCGCGCUCCGAGGAGCAGAUACUGGAGGGGCACAUACACGAGAUAGAGAAGGAGAAGGCCAACCUCACGCUGCACUUGCCUUCGCUUAUGAGGGCGACAUCAGACGACGAUUUGCUAUCCACCACAGACCACGACGGCGAGUUCGGCAGCACAGAUGACCUGAGCGCCGGCGCCCUGCGCUCCCAGCGCCUGCUGCACCGCCAGCUGUCCUCGGACGACCCCAUCAUGGUG